AUGAUAUUUGUGUUUGUGACGUACUGUGUACAGGAGGAGCGAACCGUCCGUGAUCGGACCCUCCUGGAGGUGAAGGACUCGGAUCAUCACAUCCAGUGGAAGGUCAAGUUCCUCCUGGGCAACAGCAGCAGGCAGAUCUCUCAGUGCAGAAACUCCAUUCAGGGAAAGAGCCUUCUCACGGAUGAACUGGGUUAUGUGUGUGAGAGGAACGAUUUGCUGGUGAAUGGAUGUUGUAACGUUAAUGCUCCCAGCUCAAGCCAGUAUGUCUGUAAAAGCUGUCUGGCCAAUGGCUGUUGUAGCGUCUAUGAGUACUGUGUUUCCUGCUGCCUCCAACCAGAUAAGCAACCUCUAUUGGAACGUUUUCUAAACCGAGCAGCAGAAGGGUUCCAGAACCUCUUCACCGCCGUGGAAGAUCAUUUCGAGUUGUGUCUUGCCAAGUGUCGUACUUCCUCACAGAGCGUCCAACAUGAAAACACCUACAGGAACUCGCAGGCAAAGUACUGCUACGGCGAGAGUCCACCAGAGCUGCUGCCUGUAUGA
Carassius auratus (goldfish) is the source of this 540-nucleotide messenger RNA. Its product is annotated as UPF0454 protein C12orf49 homolog. Gene Ontology annotation, biological process: positive regulation of SREBP signaling pathway. Bases 1 to 540 code for a protein of 179 amino acids. NCBI's taxonomy places the organism in Eukaryota, Metazoa, Chordata, Actinopteri, Cypriniformes, Cyprinidae. The transcript is spliced from 4 exons. The record is from RefSeq and is a predicted model, not a curated record.